UCUAGCUCAUCACUGGGCUGGGUACCCAUGUGGGGGGAAUAUCCAGAAGAGAUUGUUGAAGAUUACCAGGAAGCUUAUGGCCUUCUCUAUGAGGACUUGGAACUUUUGUCAUCUGCCUUUAGAGAGGAUAACUUAAAUAGUAAGAUCUUCAUGUAAUUUAGAUAAGAUCUUAUUGUAGUUUUUUUAUUUCAUUUAAGUGAGGGGUUGUAAAAAAAAAAAAAAUUCUAAAUCUUUCCUCAUAACACUACAAUCUGCUUUCAGUGAUCAGUGAUCUUCAAUACAUUAGUUUCCUCUGCAUGUUGAUUCCCUAUGCCAAGAGUUCUGUCAUUUUGGACACAACCUCAUCCUUUCAGUGAUGCAAUACUCAUCCUCUGCUUUUGAAAUUUCUUAAUCUCUCUUUUCUGUUUGCACACAUUUAUUUUAAAACAUUACAAAAUGACGACCAUCCAUUUGACACAAAAUAUUAUAAUGAUGGUUCACACAAGAAAAUGUUCGGGAGGCACACAUGAAUCAUAUAUAAAUUGCGCACAGUGUGUUAGGGUGACACAUACACAAAUCAUAUGUAAAGUGCACACAGUGUGUUAGGGUGACACACACACAAAUCAUAUGUAAAGUGCACAUAGUGUGUUAGGGUGACACACACACAAAUGGUACAACUGGAUCAAAUCAAAGCUCGUCUGGUUGUAUAUUUUUGCAAUGUAAUGUACAUUUCAGAUCAUGAGCCUCAUUCUUAUUACUUCCUGAUUUUCCUCUUUAUUUUAGCUAAUAAAUUUGUCAAAAGUUUGCCUCUUCUUCUUUGUACUUUGCAUCUCUCCUGAAUGAUACAAAUAACAGUGAGGGAAGUUGAGAGGAUUAUCGGCUGCUUCUGUCUCAGAAACAGCUGAAAAUUAUUGUUCCAGAUGCAGAGUAUUUUAAAAUUAUCCCUAAUAAACAGCCAGUCUGAUUUACAACCAGGUGAGAUCCACUGUCAAUAUGUAUUUACACAAAUCUUAACAUCAGUUGCAAGAAAAAAAAGAUCAUUCUUCUUUUGUGCCUAUUCACAGCCCUUUUCUUGACAAGAGAUGACUCAUUUUUGGGUUCUUUAUCAGAAGAAGUAAAAGUUAGUUUUGUUCAGCAGAGCUCAGCAUCUCAAAAGAUCUGUGGGGAUUAUGAUAAGAUAGUGCAUAAAUUCCCAGUAAGUAUCUACACAUCUUUUCAGAUCCUUGACAUUCAAGCUUGCAUUUUUCGCCGAAUUUGUUUUAGCAUGAAUCAUUUCCUAUCUCUUUUCUCCCAGUUAUUUCAACAAAACAAAUGUUUUGAUCUGAGAAUAAAAGUCCAAAGUAAUAAAUAAAAUAAAAACCAUUGACUUGUGUGGUCAAAAAUGAAACUCAACCUUUUUAAAUCACAUUUGUCAUUCUGACUUUACUGCUAAAACUCAGAUGAUUAGUAACUUCAAAAACGAAUUUUUAUGUUUUGUGUUUAAGGCAAUGUACUUUUGAUAAUUUAAAAAAUGUUUGUUUUGCUACUAAGUGGGAUUUUUUUUACUCGGACCCUAAUUGGUAUCUGGAACUUUUUUUUACUCAAACCAUCUUUGGUGUCAUGAAAGUACUUCUGAACAAGAAAAUAAAAUAAAUGACAUCUAUUUUGCCUUGGUUAUGGUAAACAAGGAAAAAUAUCCACUUUCUUUAUUUUUUUAUUAAAAUUUCAAACCUCUAAAGCUUUGUUAAAUAUGAAGUUUAUGACAUCAAAUUUAGAACAACAAAUAUUUUACAUGUGAUAAAACAGUGAAUAAUAAUAAUAAAAAGUGGACAGUUUGAGGUCAAAAUGUUUGUCAGUUAAUGAUUUAUGGGCUAUAUAGUGGAUAAAGUCAUUAAGAAAUCUCUACCCAUUAUCAGCGUACUCCCACAGUUAAGUAAUAUAAAGAUAACAUUGAUAUAUAGCUCUGUUCUUUUUCUCAUCUAUAAAGCCACAUCGGGUGAUAGUGUACUCUGUGGAAUAUAGAGGCAUUGAUUACAAAAACAAGCCAAUGCUUAAGUUUGCUGACGACUUUAAACAAAAGGUAAAUGUCAUCUGUGCAUUGAUCUUUGAAAUAGUUUCAAGUACCUUGAUAUAAAUCAAAAUAGUUUCAUUAAAGUACGUUGAGAUAAACCAAAAUAAAUUUCAUUAAUUACCUUUAUAUAAAUCAAAAUAAUUUCAUUAAAUUACAUUUAUAUAAAUCACAAUAAUUUCAUUAAAUUACAUUUAUAUAAAUCACAAUAAUUUCAUUAAAGAACCUUAGCAUGAAGCACAACAAUUUUAUUAAAGUACCUUGAUAUAAUGCACAAUAAUUUCAUUAAAUUACCUUUAUAUAAAUCAAAUAAUUUCAUAAAGUACCUUGUUAUAAUGCACAAUAAUUUCAUUAAAUUACCUUUAUAUAAAUCAAAUAAUUUCUUUAAAGUACCUUUAAAUAAAUCAAAUAAUUUUGAUUCCACUAAGAAUAAUGGUCACUUAAACUGCUUUUUGUUUCUCAUUAAGAUAAUAGAUUUUGUAGAACAAAGAAUAGCAUAUGACUAUUGUGGAGAAGACAGACUUUUAGCCAACCAUCCAGAUGAGUUUGCCAAGUCAGCACACCUUGAGUUUGUACAGUCUAAAGGCAGAUACGUUUUGGGCAGAGAUAACUUAGUGUUACAGGUAAGUCCAUGUAGUGUCAAUUGAAAGGGAAUCUAGACUAGCAUAAAGUUUUUAUCAACUUGAAAAUGCCAAAUCUAUUUCUCUAAAAUGUCUAGCAUUUUUAUGAAGCAAUGCCACCAAAAUAAAUGCAAAAUUGAAUAGUGCAUUUGUGUUAGUAGAUAAAAAUUGUGAAUGAACAGUUCUCAAUGGUGAGUAAGUUCUUAAAAACAUGAUUAUUCAUCGCUUCUUUAAAUAUUUCAGAUAGAGAACUAUAUAUUGAGGGAAGAACGUGACAUUUCAUUAAUACUUCUUGGAGCCUCUGGAUCAGGGAAAACAUCUGUCAUGUGUUCAGCAGCCAAGACUAUUUUAAACAAAAUUGAACAAGGGGAGUUACCAGCCUUUGGGUGAGACAACCGUCAAUGAGCUUAUAUAUAUAUAUAUAUAUAUAUAUAUAUAUAUAUAUAUAUAUAUAUAUAUAUAUAUAUAUAUAUAUAUAUUUGUAUUUAUUUAAUUUUUGUGUCUUGAGACAUGUCAGGUUGACUGAUAGGCUUAUCUGGUUUCUUUUUGUGUCCUAGCAAUAAUUUUUUCUCAUUCCAACUUAUCUUUUCUGGCAUAUGAAAACCAUCCAAAGACAAGACAAAUCGCCUACAGACAUAAGGAAUGUCCAUUAAAAACUACAACGCACACUUGGGAACUUGACAAAUUUAAAGGACAACGUAAAACACCAACAAGGAUUUUCCAGACUGAAAUAAAUAUGUACAAUGAAUGGGGAAAAAAAAAAAAAUUUCAUUUAUUUGGCUCAAUAAAAAUAUCUUAUUUUAUGUUCAUAAACUAGCUAAUAUUUCCCAUUGAUAAUUUCAUAAAAACUGUCUAACCCCGCAGCCAAGCUAAACUUUUUAAGUAGAGUCAAAUAUAUUUGGAUGUAUCAUGAUAUCUGGUAUUUCUUUCAAUCUUAGGGAUAAAGGUGAAAAGUGGCGAGUGUUUUAUCACUUUGUGGGGGCUGUGCCAGGGUCUACGUCUCUAGAACAAAUGCUAAAAAGACUUUUAAGGGAAACAGGCAUGACAAAAAAGGUUCCCAGAUUUUUUUUGUUCUUUCAAUUUUAGAAUUUAGUUAUGGUCUAUUUUUUACACCUAAAAUUCUUACAUUUAUUAUUGUUAGUUUAAAAAUUAAAAUAACAUUUGACUUAGAAAUGAAGUGAUAUUAUCCACCAGUAACGAUGGCAACAAACUUAGACAUACAUACCUCAUGGCAGUGCCAUCUCAACAGCAACUUAGGCACCUGGUCCUCCCAGGAAUUAAACUAUACAUGGCUAAUAGAUUAUUUAAUAGAAUUAGGCAUUUUUGGUGCCCUUGUCGGUGCCCAGGUUGAGCCAUGUAUUUAGAAGGCACUGCCUCGUGGACCCGUUGAGUUAUAUAAUACUGAUGAUUCUAGUAUGCAAGCUUUUGCUAAAAGAAAGUCCAAAAUUGGUCAAGUUUUAAAGCUAUAAAUUGCUGCUGCUGGCAUCCGUCCGUCACAAUGUGACGAUGGAGUGGGCUUCGGAGAACGAAAUCCACAUGACCUGGGAUUAUUCUUCAAGGAUUAUAAGCUGGUUCCCAACAGCAAAUCGCCUCUCUCCACGCCGCUGGAUAACCCAAGGGAACAUCAUUGGAUGAUACAGCUUGGCACCAGUGACGUCGCAGGAGUUGUCGGAAUGUUUCAUUGUAUCAAUGUUAUCCGCCUUUCGGGACUCCAUCUCCGGGGUUUGAUUUCAGAGUUUCCUUCUCUUAGAUGAGUUGCCAUCCAAGGUUAAUGAGUCCCAUCCACCCGGGGUGCUGGUGGUGUUGUUGCUUGACUGGGCUCCAGACCACCAACUUGAGAUUACCUCAGUUUAGACCACUCGGCCACCCAGCCAUACAUUAAGCUCCUAACAAAUCACCUACCGGCAGGUGGAGAAUAUAUGCAACUGCUUGCUCACAAAAAGUGCUGUCGAUUUUUCUUAUCUCAUAAAAAAGCUUAAAUUUUGCUUUGACUGUAGAACUCUAACUGUGCUAAAGACUUGGACUCAGCCGCCCAGAUGUGCUGCAGUAUGUUGUCUAACCUCAACACCGAUCCCCUCAUCAUAUUCCUGGAUGCUGCUGAUCAGGUAUCAUUUCCUUUCUAUGUCAAAUACCUUUAUGUCAUACUGGGGAAUUUACAUAGGACAAUUAUUUAAUUAGAUACCGGUAACUUCUAAAAAAGUAUUACAUAUUUUUAGGACUUUUAAAAACUGAAAUGGCACUGCUUAAACUUGGAUUUAAUGUUAAAAAGACACAUUAUAAUGGACGUCUUGUUAAGAAUUUUAGAAAAAUUAGCAUUGUAUCUAUGUUAUUUAAAAGUUGUCAAAUACAAUGUUAUGGUAGUUCACCAAAGAGCAUGGAGCAAGAAUCAUAAGCUGGGUACCUAGGAAACUUGCUCCUCAAGUCAGACUGAUCAUGGCCAUGGUAACUGACACUGAGGUCCACAAGGCCCUACAGAGCAGGGAGACAAAACCUCUAGAGAUCUGUGUCACACCAUUGGACAAUAAUUCAAAGCAGGUAUUUAGGUUAACUUUUUAAUCCUAUUUAAAAAGAUGUUUUCUCAUAAGCCAUAAAAAUCAAUUUGUUAUUUAAAUAAUUGAAUCUCUGUAUAAUAUAUUGCGUGCACAGUUUUUUAAUUUGUUAAUGCCAUAUCUUCUUUAAGACUCUGCUUUGUGUUUUUAAGAAGGUGAAUAAAUUUUAAGGGAAUAACAUUGUGUUUAUUAUUUAUCAAAUUUAAAGAAGGUCUGUUUUACCAGUAGUCCUACUCAAUUUUUUUUGGCAGCUUUGUGAAUCAAUUUUAAAGAACUUUUUUUCCAGUCUUUUUUUAUUCUACAAAACUUUUGAAGGUGCACCAUCUAAUACAUGAAAUAAAAAAUAAAUAAGAUAUAGUUCCUUACUGCCAUUGACUGCUCAAAGACUGUUCUCUCCUAAAGUAAUUAGUCAGAUUGACAUUUCCAUCCACUUCAGGGCAUUAUAGAAGAAAUCAUGUUUAAGAACAAUCACAACAAACUGACAACUCACCAAAUGAGGUGCCUCUUAGACAAGCCAUCUUCUGAAAAUCCACUGUGGUUGACUCUGGCCUGUCAGGAGAUCAAAUUGGUGGAGGGGGAGGGACAAGUCUCAGACAAGAUAAGCCAACUACCCGACAGCUUACUAAUGUGAGUCAACCUUUGCUUGGUGUGUCGUUGGCGUCGCAAAGUCUUUUCUCCCCGCAUUAAUAGCUCUCCUUACCAUCCAUUAAAACAAUUGACAUUGCUUGUAAAGUUGCCUUAUAUUUUGACCCUGUCCUGCUAUUUUUCUUUUGAAUUCACCAAUAUGAGUAAAUCAGGUUGCUGAUAUUUUUCUGCAUCCUUUGUAUAAUUAUAUGCAACACAUCUUAAAUUAAAUGAGUGUACCAGUACUCGGAGAUAUCUGCUCUAAAUAAUUAUAAACGUGUUGGACUGCGAUAAAGCUUUGAAGUAGAUUAAUUAGACAAAAAUAAUUUGUGUAACUAAAACGUCUUUUUCCUGUGGGUGUUAUUCUGAACUUUGUUUUUGGUUUAGCGCCCACUCUUAUUCCUUUCUCUCUUUUUUUAGGUAGGAUACAUGUAUAGAUAUAUUAUGUAAAUCUUAUUUUAUACUUAUAUAACUGUUUUAUUUUUGUAUGUUGCACUGAUGAAGGCAUUUGUGAAACGUUUACAUUUGUAUUUUGUAUAAUCAUUAUGAAAGCGUAACAUAAAUUGUUUUAUUUACACAAAUUAUUUGCGUCUAAGUAAUCUGAUAUCUGCUCAGAUUUCUGGGUGUUAUCAAAAGGGAUAGCUUCUUGUACCAACCAUUUUCAUUCUUCACAUCCUCAUGGCAGUGAAAAGUUUGUGUUUCCUUCAGGUUGUUUGAUGAACUGCUGCACAGGCUGGAGACCGGGACAGAAGGUGUUUUACUUGUCGGCACCCUGUGUCUGCUAGAGGCGUCUGCCGCCGGCCUCAAUGAGACGGAGCUGAGGCAGCUUCUUUCUGAUGACACCAUGAUCAAACCACCUUCACCUUUUGAAGAAAAGGGUUUGUCGUUUUGUUUUUGUGUGCAUCUUUCACAACGUGCAACUAGUAGAUUCACUAGUAACUGAUAAGAAGAAUAGUUGACUUGCUUCCUUGUAACAGACAUCAUCAUCCUAAAGAGUUAAAAAUGUAAACAAAACCAUAUAUAGAUUUUCUGUUUGUAGACACAUUACAUAUUUACGAAAGUAUAAUAUUACCCCAUAGAUGCUUGUUCUAAAGUCGAUUUUAAAAUAUAAAUAUUUCAUAGUAAGUAGUGGGGCAGUCUGCUUAUGAUCGGGUCAUAGGCGAUUUUUAAGAUUUUUCCAGGAACAUUAAAUACCGUAAUAAAAUUGUUCUUGUAGGUCAAAGAGGUCCUACUUUACCGUACGGCCUAAAAGAUUUGAAUCCAUCACCACAACAUAACAUAAAACAAAGAUACCCAACUAAUCAAUUGUCUUUAGUAAAAUUCUGUUACAACUAUACACACAGCUGGCCUUUGUAUUGCUUACACUUGCAUGUUAUUUUAUAGGGUCAGUUUAUGAGCUGGUUACAAUACAUACUUCUCACCUAAAACGGUGGUGGGGGGCAGCUUAUGAAUAAAUGGUCUUUAGAACAAGUAUCCUGGCUAAUCUGUGUUUGGUUUCCUUACUUAUGUCUUGAUUUUGUUGUGAUUAUUUUAUCUAGAGGAGACCGAAAGGCAGAGAGAAAGACUUACAAGACAAAAAGAAUGUUGAGAUUUAUGUCUUGAUUUUGUUGUGAUAUUUUAUCUAGAAGAGACAGAAGGCAGAGAGAAAGACUGUUACAAAGAGAAAGGAAUGUUGAGUGAGGAAAGGUGGCAGCUUGUGUUUCAGACUUUACAGCCAUUCCUUAGACCCUACGGUGACUGUCGCGAGGGCAGGUUGGACUUUUAUCACAGAGCACUUAGUAAAGCAGUCAGAAGAAGGUGAGUCAUUUAUUCAUUCAUUUACACACUAGGGAGUUACACUUUUUUUUAAAGUUAUCAGAGUUAACAUUCAAAAUAUUAUAAUUAGAAUGAAUUUUUAAAAUUCUUAAGUAAUAUAGCCAUUUGUUAACUCAUUGUUACUUGAAUAAUUAAUCAGUUUUCCUGAACCAAGUAGCAGAGAUAAUCAGAUUAACUAUAAUCUGAAUAAUUUUUUAAAGUUCCUAAAUAUCAAUAAAAUAUACCAGUAACAAACUAAAGACAUCUGCAUCCAGAUAUUGGUAUAUUAUACAGGUAUUUUAUAUAUAUAUAUAUAUAUAUAUAUAUAUAUAUAUAUAUAUAUAUAUAUAUAUAUAUAAUUAUAUAUAUAAAAAAUUAAUGGCCACAAAAUGUAUGAGCAAUGAGAAAGAAGUACAAUAUAUUGCACAACAUUUCAUGUCAUAGAUAAAUGACAAACGGGAGUAGCAAACUAAAAUACAAAUGGAGAGAGAGAGAGAGAGGGAGGGGAGAGAGGGGGAUUGCAAGAAACCACAAGUCAUGGAAACAUAUUCUUAAUGGACUAUGCUCUACUGGGAGUUGAACAAUUUUAAAAAAUAAGAAGUUUAACAAACAGAUUUUCUUUAUUGAAGUCACCCCCACCCCCCACCCCCGCGGAAGGCUCAGGGAUGCAUAAUUUGGUUACUAAUGAUGAAAUAACAAUGAGAAGGGUAUGAGAAUCACUGUUGUUAGUGUGAGCUUGUUGUCAACAUGAGUUUGUAGAGUUGUGUCUAAAUUGUGAUUGGAUGAAAGGAGAUGGCAAGAAACAAGUGUGUUGAAUGUGAGGUGUUAGAGAUCGAGAGGUGAGUUAGUUCACGGGCAGUCCACAUUGAGUUUUCGUUGCCCAUGUGGAUGUUGGUAGUCCAGCGGUGUGUUGAGAGAGGUUAUUCUCAUAUUUCAAUAUAGGAGUUAACGUUCCUGUUGUUAAGGUUUGCCAGAAGCUCUCGUUGGUGUGUAUUGGGAGUGGACUGUAUUCGUAAGUAUAAAGUGGUGUGGUGAUGACACCUAUGAAGUGUUUCAAGAUAAAAGAAGAACUAUUAUUUCAUGAAGUGUUACUGUAGUCACAUUCUCAAGUAUUAGCCUGAUCCUUUUGAGAUGACCAUUGUAACAGUUCAAGUUGACCCUAGACAACGGUGUCAAUGGUCUUUGAAAGGGUUAUUCAAGAAUAUACCAACAACUGAUAUUUUAAUCAAGGUGCGUCAGGACCAGCAGGAAUAAACUGCCUAUUUAAAUUAUUUAUCCCUACUUUUUUAAAAAAAAUUUCUGUUAAACUUUCAGAUAUCUUACAGUAAAUUCAGAUGAUGAAUCAACAGCAAAGCCAGAAAAGUCAAGCACAUAUUUCUUUUGGCACUCAAAGUUGGCUGACUUUUUCCGUCAUCAUGGUGACGUGACAAGAAUGGUGGAAGAAUAUCCUUACCACUUGGCAUGCUUGGAUGACAAGUUUCACCUGGCUCAGUGUCUCUGUGACUGGAGGGUGUUUGACAGGUUAUAUCAUGAGGAAUACAGCUCUCAGUUGAUGACCUAUUGGAGAAAGGUUGGACGACACUUUUUUAAUGACUGCACUUCAAGGAUUUCUACUUAAAUUUAUUUGUGCAUAAAGUACAUUCUCCCGUGAGACCUUUUAAUCAAAAGUAUUUGAAAAUCAGAUGCAAAUAAUAAUUACAUUUAAAAAAUUCAUUUCAAUUUUAAAAAGACCAUCAUGUUUAUUUUAUUUAAGGUAGAAACUUUUAUUUAGAAAGAAUUAAUACUUUAAAUAUAGAUUAGCUUUACAGUGAGGCCAUUACUAUAGACAACAACAAUUAGGCCAUAACUCUUGACAAAAGAGGUCAAUUUAUGUUAUCUCAUUUAUAUAUUCCUAGGUUGGCCCUAUUUCAGAAAUGAUUUCUAACUAUGAGGCAGCUCUCAAAAGUUUUGAAGAAGCAGACUCUGCAAAUGAAGCGGCCGUUUCCUUAAGAUAUGAAAAAGUCUGUAGAGUCACGUAAGUUUUGCUCGCUCUUUCAAUAAUCAUUCUGAUAGGGUAGCCAUGGUGAAAAAUGUGCAGACCUUCCCUUUUGACUUUGGCUGUCUUUUUUUUUACCAAGGUUUUUAUUCCCGGUUUCUGUGGCUUCCCUUGCCUCCUAGAACUGGGAUACUCUACUGGUAUAGCCUUCUUGACAUCACACUGUAUAGUUUUCUUGAUAAUACCACUGUAGUGUACUGGUAUGGUAUUCUUGAUAGCACUCUGUAGUCUUCUUGACAUCACACUGUACCGAUAGCCUUCUUGACAUCACACUGUAUAGUUUUCUUGAUAAUACCACUGUAGUGUACUGGUAUGGUAUUCUUGAUAGCACUCUGUAGUCUUCUUGACAGCACACUGUACCGAUAGUCUUCUUGACAGCACACUGUUAUAGUUUUCUUGAUAAUACCACUGUAGUGUACCGGUAUGGUAUUCUUGAUAGCACUCUGUAGUCUUCUUGACAUCACACUGUACAGAUAGUCUUCUUGACAGCACACUGUAUAUAUAGCCUUGACAGAAUUACAAAGUAAAUAACAAUUCACUUUUCUAAAAAAGCUAGAAAAAAAUCCUUUAAAAACAAACGAACUUUUUUUAAGCAUUCAGAAUUAUUGCCCUUUUUAUUUUCAUGUUACAUUGCAUCCAUGUCAAUGUCACUUUCUGUGGGAAGAAAAUCCCAACAGUUUUCUGUGCUCAAGCAUUUUGAAAGUUUCAACAAAACCAAAUAAGAUGUCCAGAUGUGUAUGAGUAAAACAAUGUAACAUGUAUGAUGUAAUGAUCCAACCAUUUGAUUCAAUGAUUUAAGAUGUACAUUUUUUUUUGUCGACAGAAUCCAAGCAGGCAAGCACCAAGAUGCCCUGGAGUUGUUGAAGACGGCCAUGAAAAUUGAAGAGAAGGAGUUGGGUGCUCGAUCUCACAGAAUGGUUGAACUCUAUGCACUUAUGUCAGAGAUCUAUGAUGAGGUAGCACAUCUACAAUUACAGUUUGUUUACUGUAUUUGAGUGUUGAUGAUUAAUGAAAACUUUAAGAAAAUAAUGGUUAAAAAUAUCAGAACUAUUAGAUCUACCAGGAGCCUAAUUUGUCUUAAGUCAAGCUGCAUGUACCGAUACAAAAUGUCUAAACCAGUUUGAGAGAUUUCAAGUUGACUCAGUCAUGUUUAAUGUUAUCUCACGUUCACUGAUAUUUUAACUUAAAUUAAGUUGACUCUGAUAUAUUUAAUGUUAUCUCAAGUUGACUGAUAUAUUUAAUGUUAUCUCAAGUUGACUCUGAUAUAUUAAAUGUUAUCUCAAGUUGACUCUGUCAUAUUUAAUGUUAUCUCAAGUUGACUCUGUCAUAUUUAAUGUUAUCUCAAGUUGACUCUGUCAUAUUUAAUGUUAUCUCAAGUUGACUCUGUCAUAUUUAAUGUUAUCUCAAGUUGACUCUGUCAUAUUUAAUGUUAGCUUUUUGUUUGAUAUCCUGUUGGUAGAAACUCAAGUUAAAUGAUUUUGUGUCAAGAAGCCAGCUCCCAGAUUUGAGAAAAACCAUACACUAUGCCAAGAAAUCCAUUCAUAUCAGAAAAACUCUUCCAGGGUCAUACCACAAGGUAAUAUGAAUAGAUCAUUCACUCAAGUGAGGAUAUUCAUGUUUCUGUUCUUUUUUUUAAACUCACAAUUAGUGUCAAUAUAAUGAAAUGUUUUGUUAAAAUAUCAAAUGAAGAAGCAUCAAAGGUUCUCAAGGAAUUUAGAUACUUUUUUUUUGUCUAUUUGACUUAAGUUUAAGCUAGGGAUGUCCCUCAUGAGGUUGGCUUUCAACAUGAAGAGUUGGGAUGCUUGUGGGGGAGGCUCAGAGCUGACCGGUCCAGAUGCUGUCACCGAAGGCAACAAAUACAUUGACAGGGCCUUGAAAAUAUUUAUGGAGGUAAUAAAGUUGUGGUGCACGGCAGUUCAUUUGUUGAAUAGUUUUUCAAUUCAAACUGGUUGAUACAUGACAACUCUUCGCUUUUUCUUUAUUUCUAGUUACCUUGUGCUUUUGGUAAUUAUCUUGUGCUAUUUCCCAUGUGCUAUUUGUAGUUUUUAUAUUUGACCACAGCUCAAUGAUAUGGGACACUAUGCUGAAGCCUUGAUGACCAAAGGUGUGCUAGCUCCACGAGGAAGUAUGGAACAGCUAAAGGUAGUGUAAAGUUGUAGUUUCCAGUGUUCAAAAUACAUUACAGGGUUCCCGCGGCCUCCUGAAAUUCCAGGAGCUCCUGGAAAUCUCCUGGAAUUUGAAAACAAAUGAUAAAAUCCUGGAAAACUCCUUAAAUUUUAAAAUUUCUCCUAAAAUGUCCUGAAAUUUUUGUUUCCACAGAGGGAGGGGUAAAAAAAAUCCUUGUUCGCGAUAGUUAUUUUAUAAAUUAAUAUUACCGCUAUAUUCAAUUCGUAGUCUAUUUUUAGCCAUUCAUUUAUCAAAACGAGUUUGCCAUAAUAAUUCUAGUGGUUUCCCCUUAACUGCGCAUGCGCUUUACGAGUUUUGGAUAUGAAAUGUCGUACCGUAAUGCUUUGAUAGACAAGAAGUUUUUUUCGUUCCGUUCAGUUCGUUGUUCAACUAAUUUAUUUGGUAAGUAUAGUGUAAAAUACAGUAAAUAGAUAUUUAUCUGUAGUUAUUUAAAUUUUUGGUAACUAUUAUUAGUAUUAUGAAUAGAAAACUACGCGCCCGAUCGCUGUAUAAUUUGACUAAGCUUAGCCUAAUUUUUUUUUAAAGUUGAAGUUUUGUUAGUUUUACCGUAGGUUGUCCAAACUGGAGAAAGCGUAGUUUUAGUUUUGGGGUCAUUUUCCGAAGUUUUCAAAAACAAAAAUUAACUUACUUAUAUAGUAGUUUUAAAGGAGUACAAUUGAUAUGAAUAUGUGAAUAAAGUUUAAGUCUUUAUCUGACGAAUUAUCUUACUUUUAUGUCUUUAACUUUAACACGAGUUUGAAAAGUAUCAGUUUUGACCAUUAUAUUAUACGGCGUUUUCGCGAGUAUGGUGUUGCAAACGCUCGCGGCUGUUACAGUUUGCAAAGAAGAAGAAUUUGAUUUUUAUUUAUAAAUAUUAACAAAAGGUAGUAAGUAGUAGGCCUUUUUUUAUAACAAUUAUAUUGACACAUAUUUUUUUAAACAUAGUUUAUAGUGAGUUUUAGGCCUUUUUGUAAGUUAAGUUUAGUUAGGCCUUCUAAAUAGGAGAAUACUAAAUAAAAAAAUUAAGUUAUGUUAUUUUUGCAUGUUGUAGCAUAGUUUACGAUGACUUCAAAAAUGACUUCGGAACUUCAUUUUAAAGUUAUUAAAACUAGCUGAUGCAACCAUUGAGCUUCACAUAACUUUACAUAGUUAGUCCUUAUUUAUACACGUAGUUAAAAAUUAAGUGAUGCACCCCUGUGCUCUAGGUAUAGGCAUACUUUGCGGUAUUAUAAGCAUAGUUGGCUUGGGAAGGGGGGGGGGAGACUUCCGAAAUUUAAAAAAAAAAAGUGGUUGCUUGGUCGCUGACCCAUUCCCCUGUUUAAAAUCCGGACUAAGCCGUUACAUAGGCAUAUGCCUAUAUUAGUUUCUCUUCUGACUCUCUCUGUAUUAUUAUUAAUUUAGUACCAGUAUAACUUAUAAUAUAGUCAAUAUUAUAGACCUAAUAUGAUAAUAAAUUAAUUCUAUUUUAUUUCACUAUUCAAGGUCUAGGGUAAAUAAAUGCCCAACGGUUCCUUUGAGGACUGAUAAUUAAGAUAGCAAUCCUGAUUGAACAAGCCAUCACUGCUACUCUAUACUAGAUAUUGACUCUGAACUGAGUCAAUCCCAAGCUAGUGGCUAGUGUACUGGAGUUCUAUCCCCAGAAAAUGCCUAGACAAGCAAAAACAUCACCAGCAUGCCGGGUAGAUGGAACUCGUUAACUUUGAAUGGCAACUCAACUUGGAGAAGGAAAACUAUGAAAUCAAACCCGGAGAUGGAGACCCGUAGACGUUAUGACAUUGACUCAAUGAAAAUUCUGACAAAAUCCUAUGACGUAGAAAGCAUAAAGAGCAUAGUGAAACACACACACACUCAAUCUGGUAAUCUACUGCAUCCUGAUCUAUAUCCAGUCGUCUUGACUAAUCUUACCAUUGAAUCAAAUAGGCAACGACGAGAGAGUGGCUCUGGCGAAUUGAGCAACUCUCCCUAAAUUUCAACAAAAUACAGCUCACGUCAAGGCUACUGCUCCAGUCUUAGGGAUCUUUAUGUGUACAGGACAAAACAAAAAUACUGUAAAUAUAUGAAGUAUAUUUGCAGGACAGUUCUCGGAUGCCAUGAAAAUUAGGGGAAAAUGAUCAACAAUGAUAAACAACAAUCAUCUGAGUCUUCCUCUAGUUCAACUUCAGUUUUUUCACCUACCUCGGGUGUCCACUUUUGCAACUUCCUAGUCAAGCUCCUAGGUUAUGUGUAUCUUCGGAAAUAAAUAUGACUUACUUGUGAAUAAAAUGGAUUAUCUUAUAACUUUAUUAGUUGUUUGUUAUCCAACAUCAAGUGCAUCUUAUUCUUAUAAAAAACCAAGUUACUCAAUUGUAUGUGAACUCGGGGCCAGAAUAUCUAUACCGGUACAUACCUAAAUCAAAUAAUUGCUAUAGCAUUGGCAAUCCUUAGAGUAAGUACCGGUACUAUAUAAGUGCAUUUAUGUCCUGUUACUACAAAAAAAUUGUAUAAGCGUAUAGGGUCUCUCCGUUUUUUACUCUUUAAAAAAUGUCCUGGAAUUUUGUAUUUUCUCCUGGAAAACUCCUGGAAUUUGUUUUUAGAUUUGGUGCAGGAACCCUGACAUUAAGACAUUUAGUGAAAUAUUCCAUCAGUUUAUGAUGAUUAAAUUCUAAACGAAAACUUAUAAUACCAUAAGAAUGAAGUAAAUUGACCAGAAAAUAAUAGAAUCUAUUAUGAAUAUUUGAAAUAUUUUUUUUUUCUAUUGCAAGGCUGAAACUCUCAAAUUAAUUAACAAAGAGAUUAGCCAGUUGAACAAUAUGUAUUUGCUAUUUUGUCCAAAUGUAUUGAAAGGCUUCUGUUUAGCUUCAUUAUAGUGUUUGAAACUGUAGCUUCUAAUUGUAUCUACAAGAGCUUUGAAACCACCAAAACGAUAUCUAGAUAAUUUGUUCUAUUCUUUGAAUAAGUCUCUGUAUGUUGCUUGUGUUUUUACACUGAAUCCCUGUCACCAGUUAUACAAUCAAGCAAUGGAACUGUGCAUGCAAAUGUAUGGUGAGCUCCAUAUCCUGACAUCACGGCUCUAUAUCAACAUCGGGAUAGUCUAUGAGGACAAUAAAGUAAUCUCAUCCAUUACUUCUUAUUAGAAACCUUUGAUAAUUAAAUGAAUUAUAAUUCAAACAAAAUAAGUAUGGUUAUUAUUAGCAGUAAUGUAUUUAAUUUUUGUUUUGUUACAUAAAGUAAAGCAUAUUUGAACAAUUAUCUAUACAAACAAAUGUGACAACUGUCUGAAGAAACAAAAUUUAAUAAUUAUUUUAUCCUUUCUGAUUAUUUUUAUUCAAUUUAUCAGGAUUAUAAAAGGUCAUAUCAAUAUUUCAAAAAAUGGGCUCGUCUCAGUGAGGAGAUCAUGGGCCCUGACCACCCAAAGACAUUGAGGGCUAAAGGUGUUUUAAGAGAGUCUCGCUAUAGGCGCAUAGCCAUGGAAUUGGGAGAGUGGGUUGAAGAUGAUGAGCAGCUUCAGGUUAGUGUUAGUGCUUUAGAUACCAGCUUUGGCAAUAAUGGUAAAAUCACUUGUUUUCCAUUCUGAGAACUUCAUUUUUUAUGCUAGAAAAAAAUCUCAAAAAUACAACUAAUAUAGUCUUAUUCUGUCAAUGGUUGCCUGUAAAAUAUAAAAAUAUUUUUUUAAAAUCUGUGAAUCCAGGAUAGUUUCCUGUCAAGUCUCUGUUUAAAUUUCUUUCAAUAAUUUUAUUUAGGAGGCAGAAGAGGAGGAAGAAAGAUCUGAAUCCUGUGAGAUGGAACAUAGCUAUGAUGACACAGUGAAUAACAUUCUGAUUGUCAGCCAAGAUGAAUCAAGUCUAGAGGGUCAGUUGGGUGGUUCUCAAGCAGCAGGAGAUGGUACAUCCACUGGGCAAAUCUCAUCUGCUCCAGCCCAGACGACUGUUACAUCAUCACCACCGUUUAACAUUGUUCCACUUUUACCUAACUCCUACCUGGAGUCUGUGGGUUACCUUAAUCCACCAUCUCCAGCGUCAGACAGGCUUCACAUUACGAGUGACUCCCGGUGGCAGCGAAACCGUCCAAGAGAUACGUCCAGCUACCUGAGGUCACGGUUAGAAAGGAGUAAUGCCAUCAGACGUGGCACACCUACCGCAGAUCAACCAACGACGCCACAGUUUGGAGAUGCUCCUUAUUCAGUGUGUUCAACUUCUCCUCAGCUCUGCUCAGACAGCAACCAGAGAUCUUCAACGGAGAGCAGGAGCGAUCUGGUCUACAGAUUUGACAAUCUCUUAAGGGAGCUUACAAUGCAUCGUAACAGUUCAUUGACUGGAAGCUCUGGCUUAGGGGAAACACUUACUCAAAGUUCUCCUACCAGCAAUGCUCGAUCAGCAUUUGAAUGUCACCUUGAUGACCUCACCCGCCACUUAACCAGCCGUGCCGUGGACAUCAGACCUUUCAGCGAUUCCCUUCUUCAUGAGACCAGAGCCACUACCACCAGCAGGGAAGGGAUUUUUCCUUACAACCCUGAUGUUGUAUCGGCUCUUAGGGAACAUGAAUCGUUCAACAGGUUUGUGUCAAGAGGAGCCCCGAGCCCGGGGCAUCAACAAGGGGAGAAUAGGUUAGGUCUCACUCCCAACAGCUCAGGGGAUAGUAUUGGACAAGUCUUUGCUAACGGUUACGUUCCUAGUGAUGAAGAGAAUGACAAUGAAGAAGGAUCUGACCACGAAGGACAUUCUGACAGUGAAAACUUUUACGACGAUAAUUUUGAAGACUAUGAUGAACAUUACAUUAUUUCGGGGGACGGCACGAUUGUUGCAGAUGUUUUUGCUGUCAGUGCAGAAGAUGAAGACGAAAGGGAAAUAAUAGAACUAGGUGUAGGCGAGGAAAUGGACAAUAGAUUUUCUGUGGUGGAUUCAAUGGAUUCACGGUUAAUUGAGACCAUUGUGGUAGAUAAUAGGUUUGCUAGUGAUGAUGAAAACGAUGGCCGUCAGAAUGAAGACAAUGAAAAUGAGGCAGAUGACAACAGCGACAAUAGAAACUAUCACAGAACAUAGCAUUUGUGGUCCUAUUCACUUUUAUCAAAGUUAAACAACACAGUAACCUUCCUUUUCACUGCACCACAUCAGGUAUGCAAUUAUUUGACAACUUAAAAGAAACUUAGCGCCAAAAUUUUUAGUAUAACGUUGGACUGAAUGUCGAUUAUCCUUCAUUUUUGGAUCAAAAGAUGGAAGGCCUUACUGCUAUCUGAAAACAAUAGUUUGUCUUUGGUCAUUUCAGAAGAUGGAUUAAAACUAAAUGUGCUGUCUGAAAGCAAUUAUCUUUGAUUGCUUCAGAAAUUGGAUGAAAACUAAAUGUCCUGUCUGACUGAAAGCAAUAGUUUGUCUUUGUUGGGGGAAG
Molecule: messenger RNA, 17175 nt
Organism: Lymnaea stagnalis (great pond snail)
Lineage: Eukaryota; Metazoa; Mollusca; Gastropoda; Lymnaeidae
Source: the annotation of a GenBank genome assembly